AACCGUGGGGGAGGUCCAGACGACGUACGUUCAAGCUUUUUUUUUUUUUUUUCCCGUGGACCUUCCCACUUGGAGCCAAAGCGGGCGAUCUGGGGUAGGCUGGGAAUGUGCUUGUUCCGCCGAGAAAGAGAGAAACUUACAAGAAGGGGAGAGGAGCGAAGAAGGAAGUCGACAACUUCUCGCGGAUAUCGUGACUGGGGGACACGGGAAACGGGACCACUCGCCGGAGGACAAAAGAAGAGGCAGUUCGGGGGUGCACAUCUGGAAGACGCAGAGGACGAAGAACCGUCACGGGGCAAACUUUAGUCGUCGCUCACUUAAGCGAAACAAAUACAUCAGAUUGAUCUUUUUGGAGGCCCAAGACUGAGAGGAAGGACAUCAUGCCGAGGAGGACUGUACAAGAAGUGACCGUUCAAGAUGUCCAAAAACGGAGAAACCCCAGCAAACACUACGUUUACAUCAUCAAAGUGUCCUGGACUGAUGGCAGCACGGAACUCAUUUACAGACGCUACAGCAAAUUUUUUGACUUGCAGAUGGAACUGCUGGAUAAAUUCCCAGUCGAAGGAGGUCAGAAAGACCCCAAGCGCAGGAUCAUCCCAUUCCUACCUGGGAAGAUCCUGUUUCGUAGGAGCCAUAUCAGAGAUGUGGCCAUGAAAAGGCUGAGGCCUAUCAAUGAGUACUGCAGGGCCCUCAUCCAGCUGCCUGUCUACAUCUCACAGUGUGAGGAGGUCAGAUUAUUUUUUGAGACCAGACCAGAAGACCUCAAUCCACCCAAGGAGGAACCAGCAGGAAAGAAGAAAGCUGGGUUUGCAGAGAGAGCGGCUACUUUCCUAAAGCGAGGAGACGGCACGUCAGCUGACCCGCUUGUUUUGGACCAGUAUGUGGCAGUAACGGACUACGAGAACCAGGAGAGUUCUGAGAUCAGUCUCCGUGUAGGUCAAGUGGUGGAGGUCAUUGAGAAAAAUGAGUCCGGCUGGUGGUUUGUGAGUUCAGAAGACGCACAGGGCUGGGUCCCUGCCACCUGCCUCGAGGCCCAGGAUGACCCCGACGACUUCACUCUUCCAGGAGAAGAAGAGGAGAAGUAUUCCGUAGUUUAUCCCUACUCAGCCCGGGACCAAGAUGAGAUAGACCUAGAGAGAGGAAUGAUUGUGGAGGUCAUUCAGAAGAACUUGGAGGGCUGGUGGAAGAUCAGACACCAGGGACGCGAGGGCUGGGCCCCGGCUUCUUACCUGAAGAAGGCAGACAUUCAGAGCCAGAAGCAAGCGGCGGGCGGCGCCGCGCACGCCAGCACCAACGACCUGGAUGGAUCCUCCAAACAGAGCCAGUUGACCCGAAACGGCAGCCAGAAAGAAAAUAGACUCUCUUUAUUUUCUGACAACAAGAAAUUUGGACUAAGACAAAGACCUCCUCCACGCAGAGAUCUUUCCAUACCACGUGGUACAAACCUUCCCAAGCCGCCUGGCCCUCCACAGGUCGAGGAAGAGUUCUACACAAUAGCCGACUUCCAGACCACAAUCCCUGAUGGGAUUAGCUUCCAGGCUGGAGUCAAAGUGGAGGUGAUUGAAAAGAAUGGUAGCGGCUGGUGGUACAUUCAGAUAGAUGAGCAAGAAGGUUGGGCCCCGGCUACAUUUAUUGAUAAAUACAAGAAGACAAGUAAUGCCGUGCGGCCCAACUUCCUGGCGCCUCUGCCCAAUGAGAUGGAGAGGCUGCAACUAGAGGACAGCAGUUCUUCAAAUGUCCCGGGUGCAGAUAAUAGCUGGUCUAAGCCUUUACCGGAUGAGCCCACCGGAGCCCCUGAAUCCUGUACCCGAGUCAAGCUGAGAGACUGGAAGUCUGGCGCUACCAAGUCUUCGGCCUUCUCUGGACCUCUGCCUCCAGCUCCUGUGGCGCCGCCUGAUGACAAACCAGCUCUACCACCGCGAAGGGAGUCCAUUAAUAAGGGCUUUGACGUUGACGUGGGAGAGAAACUGGUCAGAUCCGAUCAUUCCAAGCCUUUGCCCCCUAAACCACCAGCUCCUGGGGUCAUCAUGCCCCUGGGCCUGCCUAAGGCAGCACCUUUCAAACCAGACAAAGCACCAGAACCAAAGAAAGAUGACAAGAGCAAAGCGCUUCACCUUCGUAAUGAGAUGGGUCUGGAAUGUGGUCACAAGGUCUCUGCCAAAGAAGUUAAGAAGUUUAACUUGAAGCCAGUACCCAAGCAGCCACCGAGACCAAAGUCCGAAGUCCCAGAAGAGAAAGAGGCGGCUUCUCCACCCGUAUUUAUAAAGCCAAAGCCGGUGAUUAGACCUAAACCCAUUCCAGCCACGAAGCCGGAUUCACCAGCAGAGAACAAAGUCGACAUCACCAACCUGAGAAGUAAGCUGAGACCUUCAAAACCCACAGAUUCCGGCUCUUCUUCAGGGGAGGUCAACCAUCAGAACGACACCGUGGCGGUCCACCCUAGCGCACCACCCUUACAUAGCUCAUCUCUGAAUAAUGGCAAAAACAGCGAUGAAGCAAAAUUCCCCCCUAAACACGUGAACGGUCACAGUCAAGAGAGCUCUCCGCCCCCUGCUAAACCAGCAAUGCCUCCCCACAAGGAAGCACCGCUCAGACCCCCGGCCUUGGCUCCGAGAAGACCUCCUCCUCCGAAGAAGAACACCCCAUCCAGCCCAACAGAGAGCAAACCACCAAGCGCUUUAAAGGACUCUCAAGAACCCCCUAAGAGUGGACCUGGUCAGCUCAACAGACCCCCACCGCCUAAACCAAAGGUCUUUUCUCCCCCUAUCCCAAGCAAAGAAAAAGAAGAACCCAAGGGUAAUAAAAUCCAAAUUCCCCCCAAACUCCAGGUGAAGAGUGACAAGCCCGGGCCCCCCAGAGACAAGCUCCCACCUUUGCUCAAGGAAUCCACCAAGGAUGAGCUGUACUUGGCCGUGGCCGACUUUGACGGCGAUGACCCGACAUCCAGCUUCAAGGUGGGGACGCUCUUUGAGGUGCUGGAGAAGAACAGCAGUGGCUGGUGGUUCUGCAAGAACAUAGGGGCAGAUGUGGAGGGCUGGAUCCCUUCAAAUUACUUGAGCAAGAAACCUUGAAGCACUCAUACACAAACAGAUACAAAAAAAAAAACACUUUUGUAGCUAGAAAUCAUUUUUAAUUUAUAGGUACGUUUUUUUUUUUUUUUUUUUUUUACUUAACACAUUUUUUGCGGGGUCACUUCUUUUGACUAUGACAUUAAAACUUUGUUCCUUUUGUCAAAUACUGGUUCUCCCUUGCAUUAGCAUUAGUGUGCUAGUGUACCCUUGCAAUUUGCAGGGAGGUCCCCCGAAUUUCUCUCAACAAACCAGAGUCAAAGUAUCCUAAUAAUGCGAUAAAAACAUUAAGAAAACAAAACAAAACAAAAGAGACAGUAUUAUACUCACCCUACAGACUUCUUUUCUUAGUUGAACGUAGCUUGAGCUGAUCAACCAACCAGAGGACAAAACAUUGCUCACGGCUCACCAUUUUGAUGAACCCCAAUUACAGUCAGAAAUUUUCCAAAUCAGAAUCAUGAUUACAGGAUUCAAGAGCAGACUCCGUAUGGUGGUGCAAACAGGGGAGAAAUUACACUAAAAGUUCCAGGAUUUUUUUUGUAGUAAACGGUUUGUUUUAUUGAGGUUCAACGGGCUUUAAGUGUUGAAAGCAAUCACUAUGAGAGUUCACCUUGCCAACUGGAAGUGCUUUUGUUCAUGAUGGUCACACGUGUUGUUUUUUUUCCUUUGCUUUUGCAAAGUUUCCUUUUACUGAUAUUCAACUUUGCCUUGAUGUGUAACAUCACCCCUUUUUACAUGAGGUCAGGUCAAGAUUUGCACAUGUUCAGAGGUAAAAGUGGAUAAUUUUACGCCACGUACCAAUUUUCAUAUAAAGCUAAACUCGACACACCCUGACCAGUUGCCAGGUACAUUAAGUUAAAUAAAUACAACACUGCAUCUUUUUAUUUCUCAAUACUAUCUUUUUUUUUUUUUUUUUUAAAUGAGAACUCAUAACCUCUGUAAAGCCGAUCUUUAGUAGUAUUGCUUGUAAAGUGGAUUUAUUCCACGUAGGACAAGCACAAUAUCCUCCUUCAAAGAAUAAUAAAGCAACAUUUAUCCUUUAAUGAAUAAAAGUGUUACACAAUAACUACAUAUUUAUUAUAAGAAUUUUAGAUAAAUGUGGUAAUUAUUUAUGAAAAAUAUUACAUUCAAAAAAUCUGUAAAAAAGGCUGUAAAUACGGGAUGGUAGGGCAUUGGUUAGCACACGGGUAGAUUAAUUAAAGACUCGAAACUGCCCAUACACACGAAUGUGAGCGCAAAUCGUUGUUUCUAUGCGCCCUGCGAUUGGCUGGCAACCAAUUCAAGGUGUAAAACCUAUUCUCGGCCACAAACAGCUGGUAAAGGCUCCAGUACACCCACAACCCUAGUGAAGAUAAGCGGAACAGAAGAUAAUGAAAAUAUACAUAAACAAAAUUAACAGCUACGUGAAGAAAUGGGGUGAACAGAAAUUUUGAUAUAUUUUAACUGAAAAAGUAGGGUUCUAAAAAAAAAAAAAAAAAACCUCUGACCAAGUGAUCAGUGCAAUUAAGUUACAGUAUUGUCAAUGUGCUACACUUUGGUGUUCGAUAACAGCAAUUUAAUUUUUAAAAAAAAUAUAUAUUAAAAAAAGUGACCAAUGUACAGUACAUGUUUAAAGUAAAUGCUUGACUGGUCUCAAGCGUGGAACAGUAUGUCAAAUAUUUUUUAUUGUAAAGACUAUCUUAAAUGUCACCACUUUUCAUAUUAACUAUCGUUUGACGUUAUUACUGAAGGAACUCGAAAGAGGGGGAAAUAAAGGAAGUGAGAAUAAUGAGGAUUUGAUUGCUAGUGGGUGAUAAAUCUGGUUUGGAUCGAAUGCAUUCAUGGCUUUCAUCUCAAAGUGGGAAAAAUAAGUUCACAUAUCUAGACAAUCAGACAAGACUUGAACUGGGUCUCUUUGUUCAUUUGACACACAACUGACAGUCAAAAGGCAACGAAACGAACAUGGGGUAAGUUAGGUCCAGUACAUGAAAGAGAAAUGUUUGAGUUGAUGGUCAUCAUGGCAUGAUUGUCACUUUUUGUCAUUACUAUUGUUAUUACAUUGAAUCUUAAGUCAAUAAACAUUUCUGAUGUUUUCCCAUUCUAGUGGUUUUAUUUAGUGAUUCCGCCCAUGCUUUGUCAUUCUGGAAGGGGGGGAAAAAAACUGCUUAAAGUGUUGCAAUUUGUUCAACUAGAAAAAAAAAAUGUAUACCUGUCGCUGAACAACACUGGCCAUUUUCAUUGAUUCACAUGAUUGGCAACUGUAAGGAAAAUUUAUAUCAACCUGGACCUGUAUAAGAAAUUUAAUCUUAGUAAUUUACAAGCUUUCAUGCAGCACCACCUUCAGGCGAAAUGCUUCAAAAAUAUUUUGAGUUGUGGGUGAGACGUUUUGACAAACACAGCAUCUUGUAAUAUAGUUUUAUUUGGAUUAAGUAAGAAACCUUUUCAAACUUUGACUGCCAAGGUUUGUAGAAUAGCAUCAGCAUGUGGUGAAAUUGUGCAAAAAAAUCUGACUUUAAGAGGUUCUGCUUAUAUUUUCCAGCCAUAAACAAAGAAUAGAAAAACACAGUUUUGCAUCAGCUUCCUCUGCAGCCGUUCAUCAGCACAUUGACAAGAUAGUAUUUUUCUUGAUAAAAUAAGGAGAAAAUCCCUGUGAAAGACUUUGGACUCAUGAAUUGACUUUCUUGCCGAUUCAGACUUUUUAACUUGUAAAACCAGCACGAC
This is a messenger RNA of Syngnathoides biaculeatus (alligator pipefish), 5768 nucleotides long. It is a transcript of the gene sh3pxd2b, whose product is annotated as SH3 and PX domains 2B. Gene Ontology annotation, cellular component: cytoplasm. The record is from RefSeq and is a predicted model, not a curated record. Gene Ontology annotation, biological process: superoxide anion generation. NCBI's taxonomy places the organism in Eukaryota, Metazoa, Chordata, Actinopteri, Syngnathiformes, Syngnathidae. Bases 381 to 3071 code for a protein of 896 amino acids. The transcript is spliced from 14 exons. Gene Ontology annotation, molecular function: phosphatidylinositol binding; protein binding; superoxide-generating NADPH oxidase activator activity.